GAAUCGGGUACGGUAGGAACGGCCACGGCAUUGCUACCUCUGGCUACAUCGGCUACGCUGCUAAUUUCGAUCAAGGAGAGGGUACGGCCGAUUAGAGUCGCCCCUUUCGAUACAACUGCCCAGCAGCACGUGAUUCAUAUGUUUAAGCUCUUGGUUCUGCACUGAUGCAAGAUGUAUCAGCUACGCGCGAAUGUUUCAUUAUUCAUUACCAAAUGUAUCGAUGAGACGCUGACAAUAAUCACCUGAUAGAUCACGCGUUUAGACUCAGACUUCCAUUAGAGAACAGCAGUCCAUUCCCAAGACACGUAUUCCAUCCGCAUCCGCCAUUUCCUGUUCCAUGUCAGAAUACAGGAACUAUGACGAAGACCUUGACAUAUUCGAUGGCAUAUUGCUCGCUCUUACACGCUCGAACGCUUAAAUAGUGCAAACGACGAAUUAUCGACCACAUCGCGACUGUAUCUGUGUAACUUAACGUGUAUAUACGGCACAGGCAGACGUUAGAGGCCCGUGACUUCCCAACAAAGAGCUCCAACUGACAAGAGUCGAAGCGAAAACUUUCGUCACGGCCGGGGGCCAAUCAUCGGCCAAACCGCCGCUGCUGGAUGUUAAUCAAUAAGAAUCUUUUUCCGCGGUUGGUUCGUCCGAUACCGUGGAACAUGGAUCCCCUCGACUCGAGAAUUUAGAAGCAACUAUAUAACAGCAAAUCAGAAGGACGAGUACAUCUCGCAGAAUGGACACGUGCGGGGUCUACUUGUCUCAACUACGAGCGAUGCUCGUGAGGAAUCUCUUGUUGAAGAAGCGCGAGAAGCGGAAGACUACGGCGGAGAUUUUCCUCCCCCUUUGUACCCUAGGAGUGUUGAUAGUAGUAAAAGUAUUGCCACCAAAUCCAAAUUAUCCCGCAAUGACAACGCAGAGGCAGGAGGGUGGUAUAUUCGAGACGUUCAAUGGCUACAAGAACAAUACGAUAGCCGUUGUUCCAAACUCAACAGAAACUUUGACCUUUUUAAAUUCGAUGAAUACCUUAUGGUUAUCAAUGUGGGACUAUCCUGGCAAACUUCCUUUAAAUUUCAUGGUGUUUGAUACGAAGGAUGAUCUGCAAGCGGCAUACUGGAGAGACCCAUAUAGUGUACCUUUGGCAGUAAUCUUCGAGGAUUCUAAACCUAUAUCUCAGCAUCUAUUGUAUGAGAUAAGAACUAAUCCAUCAUAUACGAAUCCACCUUCACCGACUGAAUUAUAUUCCGCCCCAGUUACUUGCCGAAAAGAUACGAGCCACUGGUUGGGUGGCGUAUUGUCGAUAGAGACUGGUGGAUCAUGUCCUGUGAAUAAUUAUUUGCACUCAGGUUUCCUGGCAUUACAAAUGAUAGUGGAUAUUACAAAGAUAAGAUUAGACACAGGGAAUACAGAUUUAACUGUACCAGAUAUCAAACUAGAAAUGUUCCCUAAAGAAGCUUUCACCGCAGACUGGAUGCUGGCCUUUAGAGUUGUUAUACCUCUUUUUAUGGUCCUGGCUCUUUCGCAAUUUGUCACUUACCUUCUGAUCCUGAUAGUCGGUGAGAAAGAGAAAAAGAUCAAAGAAGGAAUGAAGAUAAUGGGCCUAAAAGAUUCGAUAUUCUGGUUAUCGUGGUUCAUUAUCUACAGCGUUUUUGUCUUAUUACUCUCUGCUGUUGGAGUAAUACUACUGUUUACAUUACAAAUGUUUCAACACACACACUUUUUACCAAUAUUCCUUUUGGUAGUGCUCUAUAGUUUCUCCAUAAUCAUGUUCGCUUUUAUGAUAACACCCUUCUUCGAUAAAUCACGAACUGCCGGUGUGCUUGGCAAUUUCGCAGUCACGAUAAUGAGCUUGAUGUACUUUAUUCAAGUCUUUAUAAAUGACUCUAGCUCAGUCCCGUUUUGGUUAGUCUCUCUUCUUAGUCCAACUGGCGUUGCUUUGGCUAUGGAUAAGGCUCUUGUACUAGAUCUACAAGGAGAGGGAGUCAACUUUGACAAUCUUUGGUCAGGUCCUGGUAUACCAUUUGGGGGAAGUCUUAUUAUGAUGACUUUAGAUAUAAUUCUCUAUGCUUGCUUAGCUUACUAUUUUGACUCUGUUAUACCAAGUGAAUAUGGAACAAAAAGGACUCCCUGGUUUUGCUUCACGCCUGAAUUUUGGUGUCAGAGAAAAGCACCACGGGUACCAUCAUCGAACGGUGAGUCGAAUUCUUUCAUCCCUGGUGAAGAAACUAACCGUGACGUUGAGCCUGUAGUCCGUGAAAUGAAGGGUCGUGAAGCAAUUAGAAUAGUCGAUCUUUACAAAUCUUACCAGAAGUGUCGUAAAGCAGAAAUUAAAGCCGUGAAUGGUAUUAAUUUAACUAUUUACGAGGGUCAAAUUACGGCGAUACUUGGACACAAUGGAGCUGGCAAAACAAGUCUUUUCAAUAUAUUAACUGGCCUGACCGCACCUACCGCUGGCACUGCUUUAAUAUUUGGUUACGAUGUUCGAGAUUCUAAUGAUAUGCAGAUGAUUAGAAGUAUGACUGGUGUUUGUCCACAACAUGACAUCCUUUUCGAUCUUCUCACACCUCGCGAGCAUCUUGAAUUCUUCGCUGCUGUACGUGGCAUCCCAAAAUCGAUGAUUGAACACGAGGUAAAAAAGACUUUGAAAGAUAUUGAUUUAACUGAGAAAGCAGAUACUUUUGCAAAAUAUUUAAGCGGGGGGCAAAAGAGAAAAUUGUCUGUAGGUAUCGCCAUUAUCGGUGAUCCGAAGAUUAUUAUCCUCGAUGAACCAACAGCUGGAGUUGAUCCCUACUCUAGGAGACAGAUGUGGUCUUUCUUACAGUCUAGACGUCACGGAAAAGUGAUUCUAUUGACGACCCAUUUUAUGGAUGAAGCAGAUAUAUUAGCUGAUAGGAAAGCAGUUAUUAGCAAAGGAAAGCUGAGGUGCUGUGGCAGUUCUUUGUUCUUAAAAAAUAAAUUUGGCAUCGGAUAUCACUUAACGUUAGUACUUGAAGGAAAUGCGAGAGAACACGCCAUUACCAGAUUAGUAACAUCUCAUGUAUCGAAAGCAGAAAAGGCAAGACGUCAUGGACGCGAACUGAGUUUUAUUUUACCUCACAAUUCAGUGGAAAGCUUCGCACCACUUUUCUCAGCUAUAGAACAUGAGAUCAAAACUCGGUCAAGUAGAUUAGGCAUCAGUAGUUACGGAGUAUCAAUGACUACUUUAGAAGAAGUAUUUCUGCAUUUAGAAAAGGACGAAGGCCCUGAGUAUACUAUGGAUAAUUUAUCAAAAAAGAUGGUGCGCAAUCGUGCAUUAAGCAGAUCUUUAUCAUUGCAAUCUAAGAGUACUUCUUAUCAGAGUUUGCAGAACGAAGGUGUUACUGUUCAGAAUGACGGUCAAGCAAAAGAGGCAGGAGAUUUACCGGAUGGCGUUCAUAAUGAUAGGAAUCCUCCUGUUCUUGGCCUCGGAUUAGACCCCAUAAAAAUUCGGCCUAACUUCCUUCAAACCUUAUAUGCUAUGCUUCGCCUAAGGAUACUCAGACUCUUUAGAAACAUCCAGCUAUUGUACUUCACUAUCGUUGCGCCUCUUUUUCUAGUAGUUGUUGGCCUUCAUUUAAAUAGCAUUCAAACAGUUGAGGUCAAGAUGCAUUCUCUUAAAUUGAAUACCGACACCUACGGAAAUGAGACCAAAAUUUUGUACGCGAAUAAUACCGACCACGACAUCACAGAUUUAAUAGAUGGAAUAAGUCAAAAUGUAAAGAACAUUGAAGAAUAUUAUGGAAAUUUUGCAAAUUUGUUAAAAAUUGCACCACACAUAGCUGCUUUUAACAUCACUGAGUAUAGUUUAUCUAGAAUCAAUUUAACUGUCGCAUAUAACGACACCAUGCAACAUUCCCUACCAAUCUUAAUAAACCUAUUAUCAAACACUUAUUACAGAUUGAUCUCGGAUGAAGAUAAUACAAAACCAAUUGAAGUUAAGACACAUCCUUUUCAGCAAACUUCUCAGCCACAAGAAUUCAAUAUUGGCACAGCGAGUUCCGCUUUGUUUAUUGGAAUGAAUUUUGUAUUGUUACCAAUAACUUUAGUUGUAGACAUGGUCUACGAUCGUGAAAUAAAAGCGAAGAAUCAGCUUCGUGUCAAUGGUCUGUCUUUUUCUAUGUACUUUCUGACGUACUUUAUUGUACUUGUCGGCCUGAUGACUUUCAUUUGUUUAUGUAUUCUUGGCAUCAUAUUUCUCUUUGACGUGCCUUCGCUUCAAGAAAUACCAGCUCUUAUUACUUUAGGUGGUCUUCUGAUGCUUUAUUGUCCAUCAUCCAUUCUAUUCUCGACAUGUUUGAGUUAUAUCUUUGAUAAGAUGGAUUCUGCUCAAAGUAUUUUGCCGAAUAUUGCAACUUUCAUUGGGCUUAUACCGUUUAUACUAGUCACAAUUCUUGAUAUGCUGGGCCUUAGUGGAACAGCAGCGUUCAUUCUACAUGUAAUUUUUUCUUUACUGAACACAUUGUACGUACCAUAUGCUGCAGUGUAUUAUGUAGAAAGAGUACAUCUAAUGUGCUCUAUUAAUGCUGCUUGCCAUCAUUUAACUAUGUCUGAUUAUUUAACCACGGAAAUCAUUUUAAUGGCCUUUGGCGUGCUUCUGCACUGCCCGGUGUGGUUUUUCGUGCUUUUACUGUUAGACAUUAAAAAAAGUGGUGGUAAUGUUAGCGAUAUAUUGAAGCAUUUCCUGCGUAAUGGCGGAUCGAUUGGUGAGGAAAUAAUGGAAAACUCUGACGUUGGUGAACACGAAGAUGCAGACGUUAAAGCAGAAAAGCAGAAAGUCUUCAAUUUAAUUAGUUCAUCAUCCGUUCAAGAGCCACCUGUAGUUCUAGUACAGAAUUUGAGGAAAGAAUAUCGACAAAAAGAUACAGGAUCAUGCAGUUGUUGUUCAAAACAAGAUGAAGAAGCUAGUCAAAUACAACGAAAAGUUGCUGUAAGAAACCUUUCGUUAGCGGUUGAACCAGGGGAAGUAUUCGGUUUAUUGGGUCACAGCGGUGCUGGCAAAACGACAACAAUGAAGAUUAUUAUAGCUGAAGAAGCAGCCAGUCGAGGCAGAGUGCAGAUCGGUGGUCAUAAUAUUAAUUCAAGUAUGACAGAAGCUUUUAAACAAAUGGGAUAUUGUCCCCAACACGAUGCUCAAUGGAAGAAUAUUACUGUUAGGGAACACUUGGAAUGUUACGCCGCCAUUCGUGGUGUACCAUGGAGUGAUAUCGGCAGAAUCGUGGAUUUAUAUCUUACUGGUUUGCAAAUUCACGAACACGCCGACAAACAAACUCAGGAAUGUUCGGGUGGAACUAGAAGGAAACUUAGUUUUGCCAUGGCAAUGAUCGGAGGUCCAAAAGUUGUUUUAAUGGAUGAACCUAGUGCGGGAAUGGAUCCUAGGUCAAAAAGGUUUUUGUGGGAUACAAUUCUUGCUAGUUUUCAGGGUGGUAGAGGUGCAAUUUUAACCACUCAUUCAAUGGAAGAAGCUGAUGCUCUCUGUUCCAGAGUGGGUAUAAUGGUGAAAGGAGAGUUAAGAUGCAUUGGCUCUACUCAGCAUCUCAAGAAUUUAUAUGGCGCAGGCUAUACCCUUGAAAUGAAACUCUUAGGCGGUGAUUGUACACCAACGACACCCUCCGGUGAUAGAAUUACUAGUCUGAAAGAAUUUGUUUCCAGUCUUUUUCCAGAUGCAACUCUCGAAGAAAGUUUUGCCGACAGAUUAGUUUUUGCUGUUCCUCAACAUGCAGUCACCUCGCUGGCCGAGUGUUUCACGCAGUUGGAGAAAGCCAAGCUCGAGUUAGAUAUCGAAGAAUACAGUUUUAGCCAAACUACUUUGGAGCAAGUUUUCCUUAAAUUUUCCCACUAUGACGAAUCUAAUUCAGGAGAAUGAUGACUCACACAAACGAGUGUAUUUAUUCCCAUGUGCUGUAUAGUGAAAUACUCAUGGAACUGCUCAACUUGUGCAAAAAGUGUAAAAAAUGUUAUUCUUGAAAGAAGUGAUUUGUUCUUUAGUGUUCCCACAUACUACUGAAAAUCACGAAGACAGAAACGAUUUCUGCAUUCUAAAAUAUCAAGCAUAUUCUAAUAGUUACGUGAAAAGACUUUAUAUUAUCUUUGGAUGCAAACUUUGAAGAUUACCGAUCCUAUUUUGAUCCUCGAGGAUUCUGUGAGUGAAAGAAAACGUAUUUUUACGAUAUACAUCGAUCGACCUAAUUGCUAAAAAAAAAAUUAGAUAUUUUUUUUUGAGCCGAUGUAUCGUAUCGUUACGUUCGUCAGAAUUAAACAGUGACUUCCUGAAGAUAAAUUGAAAAUGGACAUAUGUGUAAAAUUAAUUGAGCUGUAAAUAGUGGAAAGCUGUGAACGAUUUAUUCGGUUCAAUCUGCAAGAAAAAGGAGUAACAAUACUACUUAAAUAGUAAUAUUCAUAAUUUUGAAAUUAUAUUGUAAUAUAGUCUAUUAUUCGAUUCCUACGGAUAUUACGAAUAGGUCUCAUAAUUAAUAUUGCUGUGGAAUUGGAACAUUAUUAUCAUCAUUAUAAGAAUAAUAUUAAACAUUGACAGGGAAGGAAACAAGAAUCCAAGGAUCAAUAUUAAAUUCUUUUUAAAUGCAGUGAAUUCAAUGAAUUACCUAUUUACAUUGAUAAAAUGUAGAAACACAAACACCUGUAUAUUCAUUUUAGUGAUAUUUAUGAUUGCUCGUGGUUAUUUCGAGCACUGUUAAAAAAAGAAAUAGCAUCGUUGUUCAGAAAGGGUGCUAUUAUAUCGAGAAAGGCUACGUAACAUACAAUCGGGGCAGUUUGAUUUGAGCAUAUAAAAUAGUGUGUAGUACGUAUUUAUAAAUACUUCUCCAAUUCGCUUAUGGUCUUUACCGAAGCCUUUUGAAUAACGAAAAAUGAAGUUGAUAGGUUGUUAAUCUUGCCUCGGUAGCACGUAAGACGAUAAUUUAAUACAAGACUUCUGUGGCAGAAGCAAGCGAAGUAUGAUAGAACAACUUGAAUUCAGUAAAAUAUAUUACAAGAAAUUUUAAAUAGUCCAUGAAUCAUUUCAUAAUUUAUGUUAAGAAAAACUACAUUAUGACAAAAUUAUUUAUAACUAUCUUUUUACACAAUUUUCUGUUCAAUGUUAUAAUUUAAUUGUUCAUUUCCCAACGUUCUUAUUUUUCUAGAGAAUAUUUCAUUUUUUACUGCAAAUGCAAAUCUUCAGUAAAUAAGAUAGUAUGAUAAAAACGAGUUGAAAACUAACAAAAAACAAUAAUUUUUUAUUAUAUUAUGUGAAGCUGCAUUACAUUGAACCCUAUUUAAGAGUGGACUUUAAAAAUAAAUCUAAAAAGGGUUAGAUAUUUUGUUCUGUAUGAUCAAGAGGGCCUGGUAUGUGUUAAGAAUGAUUCGUUUAAAAAGUAAAAAGAAAAAUAUUUAAAGAAAGACUUAGUUGUCAUGCUAGGGAAAAAUAUGUGCUCUCAAAAUUUUUCAUCGGAGAACAAAUUUUUUUAGAUAUUUAUGUGCGUACACUCGAUCUUCCGUGGUAAAAAAAAAAAUAAAAUAAAAAAACUCUAAAAAAUUAAACGGAAGGAAUAGUAGGAGCACUGGUUGGAGGACUGAAUGAAAUAUUUUGUAGAUUAUAGUGCAUAGGUAGUCAAAAAAUAAAAAUUUCAUUGUGUAAGAAGGUAUUGAUUUUUGUAAAUAAAACUCGAUGUAAGAAAGAUUCUUACAUGUAUAGGAAAUGUAAAAUGAUGAAAAAACGUACGCUAAUUGUGCAUACGCGUAUUUAUAAAGGGAUUGUGUACGCACAAGUCUCAUUCUAGCUAAUACCACAUUAAUAUAAAAUUUAGUCAAUUAUGGAAUUAACAUGAAUGAAAGGAAAAACUGCAGAUAAUUUUAUGAAAAUUAUAUAUAUAAAUAUAUAAAUAUACGUAUAUUUAUAUAUUUAUAUAAAACAUAAUAUAUACAUAUAUGUAUAUCAUUUUUUAACAACAUUGAUUAUGUUUUAAGUAUAUCAUGACUACGAAAUGUAUGGGAAUAUUAUAAAACAUUCCUAAACACAACUACUGUUGUUGCAUUAAGAAAUAGAACAUAACUUAAAUUCACGCUAAGUGAUCUUUAUUUUUUUUUUGUCUCUAGUUAUAUCUACAUAAUAUAUUCUCUGCUCAUACUAAUCGCCACUUUUUGGCUUUUCCUGUUACGGCUCAUUCAUAUUCGUUGAGUUUUUCACAUCGAUCGAUAUAUAUGUAUAUAUACAUAUAAUAAAUUAUAUAUGUGUAUAUAUAUUAUUAAUAUAUAUUUAUAUUUAUGUAAUUAAAGAGUUUGCAAUGAGAAUUGGAAUGACUAUUGAUUCUUAGAUUUUCUUAAAAAUUUUAUGAAACUAAAUUUGCAAACCAUUCAAUUUGUUUAUGAAUAAAACAUAAAGUAAAGUUGCUUCUAGUUUAAAACAAAAAAAGAAACUUCAAAUUUCUCUGCGUGAGCAAUUUUAUUGUAUUUCAGAUAUAUCAAUUGUUUCACAGAUGUGUGAUAUCAUUCAUAAGAUUAAAUCUUCAAUUUUAGAAGGAAUAAAAUAUUUCUUUCAAAUGAAAGAAUUUGGAACUAAAAAUAGAGGACACACAAUUCGCUUUUAGUGCAAACCCUUUGAUUCCUUGUAAAGAUACAUCAUUAAAUUGAUUUGAUCUUUAUCGUUGCUAUUUAAAGUUUCCACGUUCUUUACAUUUGUUUGCAAUAUUAGCUAUUGAAAUGUAUAUAGAGAGACGAUGCAAAUGACCAUAAGUAUAGUCAAAACUUAAUGACUUAUAUAAGUCAUUAGUACAUAUGAUUUUCUAGAAAUAAUAUAUACAUAUAUUCGUAUCGAGACACUACUCGUAGGCCAUUGUUAAGCCGACUUUCUCAACGAAAAAAUCGAAGCAAAAGGAAGAAAAUUUUUGCACACACACACACACCUACACACCCACACCCACACCCACACAUACACAUACACAUGCGCGCACGAUCACACACAUGCAUGCACGCACUCAAGCACUCGCGCGCGCGACCGGUCAUCGGAUAAGGAUUUCGCGCGUUUUGAUAGAUGCACUCAUACACUCAAAGACAUUAAGAGAGAAAGAGACUCAUGUAUAGGUACGACUAUUAAAGGAAAAAAAAAAAAUAAUGCGAUUAUCAUCAAUAAAAGAAAAAAAAGCUACACGUCGAAUCAUCCUGUCGAUGAACGGUUGACUUUAAGCGGAACUAUAAUAUUUGUUGUGUAAAGUACAUGUAAUCGAUUGGUUAAAUGGAAGCUUUUUCACCAAUAAAAAGAUGAUCAGUUAAACAUUUA
Frieseomelitta varia is the source of this 9280-nucleotide messenger RNA. RefSeq names its product cholesterol transporter ABCA5-like. Gene Ontology annotation, molecular function: ABC-type transporter activity; ATP binding; lipid carrier activity. Gene Ontology annotation, biological process: transmembrane transport; lipid transport. The coding region runs from base 731 to 5875 and encodes 1714 amino acids. Lineage: Eukaryota; Metazoa; Arthropoda; Insecta; Hymenoptera; Apidae. The transcript has 26 exons. The record is from RefSeq and is a predicted model, not a curated record. Gene Ontology annotation, cellular component: membrane; intracellular membrane-bounded organelle.